CCCGCACACUUCUGGUUCUGAUACAGACUCAGAAAGAAUCCACCAUGGUGCUGUCUUCUGACGACAAGGCCAACAUCAAGGCUGCCUGGAGCAAGGUUGGCGGCCAUGGUGCCGAGUAUGGCGCGGAGGCCCUAGAGAGGAUGUUCCACAGCUUCCCCACCACCAAGACCUACUUCCCGCACUUUGACUUAAGCCACGGCUCCGCCCAGAUCAAGGUCCAUGGGAAAAAAGUGGCGGAAGCGCUGACCAACGCCUCGAACCACCUAGACGACCUGUAUUCUGCCCUGUCCGACCUGAGUGACCUGCACGCCCACAAGCUGCGUGUGGACCCGGUCAACUUCAAGCUCCUGAGCCACUCUCUGCUGGUGACCCUGGCCAACCACCACCCGAAUGAAUUCACCCCUUCGAUCCACGCCUCCCUGGACAAGUUCUUUGCCGCUGUGGGCACCGUGCUGACUUCCAAAUACCGUUAAGAUGGAACCUCGACGGCCCCGCCCACUGCCCGCCGGGCCUUCCGGACCGACCCUUGUCCCCUCCUCGCACCUGCAUCUCUUGGUCUUUGAAUAAAGUCUGAGUGGGCAGAGCCUG
This is a messenger RNA of Castor canadensis (American beaver), 588 nucleotides long. RefSeq names its product hemoglobin subunit alpha. Lineage: Eukaryota; Metazoa; Chordata; Mammalia; Rodentia; Castoridae. Gene Ontology annotation, molecular function: oxygen binding; heme binding; haptoglobin binding. The record is from RefSeq and is a predicted model, not a curated record. Gene Ontology annotation, biological process: oxygen transport; hydrogen peroxide catabolic process. Gene Ontology annotation, cellular component: hemoglobin complex; blood microparticle; haptoglobin-hemoglobin complex.